Cajanus cajan (pigeon pea) is the source of this 2649-nucleotide messenger RNA. RefSeq lists its product as uncharacterized. Lineage: Eukaryota; Viridiplantae; Streptophyta; Magnoliopsida; Fabales; Fabaceae. The record is from RefSeq and is a predicted model, not a curated record. Gene Ontology annotation, molecular function: protein binding. Gene Ontology annotation, cellular component: cytoplasm.
CACACGUGUGGAGUGAGGUGUGGAAGCGUGCGGGAUUGUGGUCUGGGCUUAGGUGCGUGACGUUGGACUUGGACUGAUACCUCUCUCGUUUCUUCAUAUCGCAUCUCUCUCUCUUUUUCUCUUCUGAUCUGCUUCUCUUCUUUUGACCCACCCUUCAAUGCCUCUCACGCUCUUCAAUCCAUUCCCUUCUCUCCAAUUCUUUUGAGUGCGAUUCCCCCAAUUCCCACGCCGCACCCAAACCCUACGCCGCAAAAUGAAGUCCUCGCUCAGCAUGUUGCGCAAAAUCGCACUCCCCAAGAGCGUCUCCAAGGACAAGAAGGACUUCCACCCCGCCGUUAAGUUCCACGAACUCGCUCUCGCUGCCAAGGACAUGCAAGAUAUGAGAGAUUGCUAUGAUAGCUUGCUUUCUGCAGCUGCUGCUACACAAAACAGUGCUUAUGAAUUUGCUGAGUCGCUACAGGAAAUGGGUACUUGUCUACUGGAGAAAACUGCCUUAAAUGAUGACGAAGAAAGUGGUAAAGUUUUGGGGAUGCUUGGAAAUGUGCAGCUUGAACUUCAGAAGCUUGUUGAUAGCUAUCGAUCACACAUAGUACUGACAAUAACCAAUCCAUCAGAGUCUCUUCUUAAUGAACUAAGAACUGUUGAGGACAUGAAGCGGCAAUGUGAUGAAAAAAGGGACGUUUAUGAAUAUAUGAUUGCCCAACAGAAAGAGAAAGGAAAGUCAAAAAGUAGUAAAGGUGAAAGUAUCACCUCACAGCAGUUGCAAGCAGCUCAAGAUGAAUAUGAAGAGGAAGCAACACACUGUGCCUUUCGGUUAAAAUCGCUGAAGCAAGGCCAGUCACGUAGUCUUCUAACACAAGCAGCACGUCACCAUGCCGCUCAGCUGAAUUUCUUUCGGAAAGGACUUAAAUCACUAGAAGCUGUUGAGCCGCAUGUUAGGAUGGUUGCCGAACGGCAACAUAUUGAUUACCAAUUCAGUGGCCUUGAGGAUGAUGCUGGUGAAAAUAGUAAUGAUGAGGACGGGAAUGAUUUUGAUGCCAUUGAAGGUGGUGAGUUGAGUUUUGACUACAGAUCAAAUAAGCAAGGGCCAUAUAUUGUUUCCACAUCACCAAACUCAGCAGAGGUGGAAGAAUCAGGUCAUUCAUAUGUUCGAGCUUCAACUGCAGAAACUGCAGAGACAAGUUUAGACAAGAACCAAGGAGAUUUUAAAGUUUCAAAUAGAGAUCAUAGAGUUGGCAGUUAUUCAGCUCCAAUACUUGCAGAAAAGAAAUUUGACCCAGCUGAAAAAGUUAGACAACUUAUAUCAGCAUCUGCAGCAAAGUCUAAUGCAUAUGUACUUCCUACACCUGUUAACAUCAAAGAAACCAAAACUAGCACAGCCCCCCGCACCAGUGCAAGUGGAUCUUUGCAUAAUUUGUGGCAUUCUUCACCAUUGGAUGAAAAAAAGAGUGAGAAAGAUGUUGAUAAUAAAUUGUCAGAACCGACUAUCCCUAGAGCUCACUCUGUUCUCAAAGAAAGUAACACUGAUACUACAUCCACCCAGUUGCCACGCCCUUCAGCAGAGGGACUCUCACCUCCGCAAGUUGAUCUUUUCAAUGCAUCUGAUAAUAAGAAAAUAAAAAGACAAGCUUAUUCGGGUCCAUUGACUAAUAAACCAUUAUCAGUAAAACCUGUUUCUGGGGGUUUUGCACGUUUACCAGUGCCCCAGCCUUCAUCUCCAAAAGCAUCUCCUAAUGCUUCACCUCCCCUUGUCUCUUCACCCAGGAUAAGUGAGCUUCAUGAACUUCCUAGACCUCCUGGUAGUCAAUCUAGCAAGGUGGUGAAAUCUCGAGUGGGUCAUUCUGCUCCAUUAGUAUUAAAAAAUCCACAGGUUGCUGUGACGAAUAAAUUUCCUUCAGUUGUAUCCAGUGCAGCAUCUCCACUUCCAACUCCACCUAUAAUUGUCUCUAGGAGUUUUUCUAUACCCUCCAGUGGUCAGAGAGGUAUUUCAUUAAAUGUUUCUAAUACUAAGUAUUUGGAUACGCCCCAAGUUUCAAAGGUUGAUAAAGCUGCAUCACCUCCACUAACACCCAUGUCCCAGAGAGCAUCUAAUAUAUCUGACCUGGCUUCUCACUCUAGUGAAAUCCAAGGCUUUCUGUAGACUUGAAGCAUUCUUUGUCAAUUAUGUGGUCUGUGGCAUGUGUUUGUGAUCAGCAUUUUCAAUUGUUAUCUCAUUAUGGUUUACCUUGUCAGCUUAAUCUUGAUGGGAAACAAAUGUGAGUAUGAGGUUUUUCAGUGGAUGCAGGUGGGAGCUAAAUCUCAUGCUGAAUUCUGCUGAAUGAUUCUUAGUUCAAGUGUUUUUAUUCUAUGCAUGUGGGAGCUAAAUCACUUGCAUUGUGGAGUUAUAGGGUUUUGCCCAACAAAAAGUUCAGGCAAUUAUAUGUAAAUAUACUGUUUAUGUAUUGUUUAGCUUCUCAUCUCAAUUUGUAUCUAUUAUUUUUACUUUAACUAGUGAUGAUGGGAACUAAACUCUACAUGUUUGUGUCAUUAUAAUGUGUUGUGUAUAUAUUCGGAUGAAAAAUUUUGUUCACUUCCCCAAGUCCAACGUGACGACAAUGAAAGAACUUUAUCAACAGAAUGAGAUGCUUACCCCAUUUAUUUUUUCCCCCA